Molecule: messenger RNA, 2513 nt
Organism: Chara braunii
Lineage: Eukaryota; Viridiplantae; Streptophyta; Charophyceae; Charales; Characeae
Source: the annotation of a GenBank genome assembly
GUGUGGUGCGGCUAUUUUUUUGACAGAGGACGAAGGGACGACCUGGUACUGUUGUGGUGGCAUCAUGACGUUCGAAAUUGACAAGGCGACGACAAAGAAGGGUAAGGUCGACGAGCGCGUCUUGAGGAAGUUAUUCCUCACUUCAGUGUUUGAUGAUCAGGGUACUGAUUGGGUCAAAAGUGGUCGGAAAGUCAGCCUCGACCUUGCUCUGUUCAAGGGAUAUGGUCAAAAGGCUUUCGCUAUGAAAGCCUUCGACGUCAAGGGGGAUGAAACUGGGUUCAGGAUGCUCUAUCCCGUUGAUUUCCUCAACAAGACCAACGACUAUAGAAAAAGUGCUCGCACUCGCACUUGCGAGUCGCAGGAUACCCGACAAGAGGAACUCGACGUCGAGGAGUCAGAGGAGCGAACGGAGGAAUACCAUCGGGUUCGUCAAUUGGAUGCACGGUUCUUAGUGACACCUAGGCACAUGUGGGGCGAAGGCUCGUGCGACUUGAAUGUGGAGCGAGAAGUUGGGGGAGGUUGCGGUGCCCGGUUCGGGGACGAUGGAGAAGAUGACGAAGAGGAAGGGGAGUGUGGUAGUGGCGGGGGACGCGGACACGGUGAAGGUGGGGAAGACCAUUGCGAUGGAACGACAAGACAUAUGGAGUGGGAAAGAGGUGCGGCAAGCGGUGGGAUGGACGAUGACGGUACGGUUGGUGAGGAUAUGGAAGAGGAAGAAUUGGAAGACAAAGGAGGAGAUGUGGGUGGGACGUCUGGUGAACCCGCUGUGAAACACAAAGCAAGCGGUCGGGUACGCAAAACGUCACAGCCCAAGAAGAACAUGCGGUCAUCAAGGCACCCCAAAUCGGAUGACUACAGCGACGACGCUGAAGGGGUAGACCCUCGUAUGUCCGACCUCCAUGGCGACGACGAACAAGGAACAAAUAAACCCCGUCCGAUCAACAUGACGCAGUGCUACUUUCUCAAGUACAAUGAGCAAGGCAAAAAGAGAAAAGACCCGCCAAGGGUGGUGAUUGAUGUCAUGCAGAUCCUUCAAAUUCCCGAGGGAGACAUCGCCUUCAACCAACAAUCGCUGAACCCGGCCAUUGUUGCAGGCCUCGAGGCAGCAAUUGAGUCAUCAAUUGGUCUGAGGGAAGAGGAUGGUCCUGCUCGAUGGGAUCCACCGGAGUUGAUGCUGGCUCCGAUUAUACCCUCGGCGGCAGAUCUGAAUGAGCAAGGAACACGUAUCGUUCUAAAGGACUUCGAUCCCGAUAGGGCAGGUGAGUACUUCUAUUAUACAGUCGUCGGGCAGCAUACUGCCAUGAAAAGAGCAAUGGAGAAGGGAUCCGCAAUUGUGGACAUUUUCGAUAUUCAAACUUAUGAUCGUUGGCAAAAGGACUGGUCGAACAGGAUGAGGGGAUACAUGAAUGUCGCCACUCGCAGGAAAUGGAUACGGUUAUUGGUGAAGGAGUUUUUUGUAAAGUAUGAAGCAAGGGAAUUGCCGCUACAUGAUAACAAGUGUCCUAAGGACUUGCCUGGGAGGCAGGAGGGACGGGUGUCGGGCCAAUUCGUUGAAGAGGUACAGGGGAAGGAGGAGGUUUUCCAUUGUAUUCAGGAUAAGGACGGGGGAGCAAAUGCUACAGCGUCCUUCAAAGAUCUCGUGUCAUCGAACUUCAAAUGUUUCGAAGAUAUGACGGCGCGAGAGAAGGAAAUCCCUUUGCGGUUAAUGAUCAAUAAGAAAGUCAUCGCCACAAUCAUGCUGGUUCCUCUAGGGAAGUUGAACAUGACCAACCUCCUCGACAUUAUAAUUCAUGAGAGGUACAUGGUGCGUCUGUUCAACUACAUCGUCUUCAAAUCCAAGAACAAAGAAACGAAUGAGUGGAAGGAGAGGUUUUUCUUUGCCUAUGAGGAAAUGAUGCGAAGGUUUGGUGUGAAGGCGGAUGAACGAGACGAGCAAAAGGAUAGGAUCCCCCUGGAGUACAUCCGGAAGGUUCCGAAAAGACUUGGCGGAGAGCAAGAGGAGAAAGGCCUGAAAGGAGCUCGCCUCAAGGCCACCGGGGCAUUGUACAGAGACGCGUCGUUCCAUUUUAAGUUCUUCGUGUACCACACAAUAGGGAAGGUGGACUUGCUGACAACAGAGUUGCGCUGGUUAAAGAAUGUUGCGCUUCAUCUGUGUUGGGAGAAGAAAGGGCAAUGGUCAACAUUGUUGUCGAUCAAUAUGCACCCAAAGGAGUUGUUGCGCGCGGCCGGCGAAGUUGUGGCCGCAACCACAAACUUGAAUUGCAAGGUCGCCAUCCUCGAUUUCGCAACCCCGUCGCAUUACUCUGCGUGGUCGCCGGACGAUUUCGAUGCUGUACACAAAAUGAUGUCCAAAUUGUGCGGCAAUAAUUGGAUUUUAAUCGUUUUUGCACUACAGAAACAAUAAAAGACCGUAAUGUGACACCUUUACAACUGGGAGAACGUAGAGGUGAUACCUGAGACUUGGAAGCGCUAUAUGGGAUUGGAAUGACUAUCAACAAAUAUGGAAUUUGGCA